This is a messenger RNA of Thlaspi arvense, 468 nucleotides long. The record is from the annotation of a GenBank genome assembly. NCBI's taxonomy places the organism in Eukaryota, Viridiplantae, Streptophyta, Magnoliopsida, Brassicales, Brassicaceae.
AUGGCGGGCUUGCCAACUGGACUGAAUCACGAGAAUAAAAGAAACAAAUGUGCAUUCUCUGAAGAAAGAUUCAAUUCAGACUCAAAAAGUGUGGACUUAAGAGAAUCUAAACUUGAGAAGGAAUCAAAUGAGUCUGUUUCCAAGGGAACCAGGAUUCAUGCAACAGUGGUUGAAGAAUUUAUACAAAAACAUCGACAAGCUUUUAAAGAAGGUGUGGCUGUUAGCAUCAACGCUUUCAAAGUUAAAGAAUAUGGUGGGGAUUACAGAACCUCUCUGUUGCCGUUCAAGAUGGAAUUAACCCGAACAAGUGUUAUCAAACCAGUUUGUGAUUUCCCAAAAGAAUUCCCAGAAAAAUAUUUUUGUGAUUUUUCUGAGAUUUUGGAUGAUAAACUCGACAAAAACAUCUUGAUUGAUGUUAUUGGACAAGUGUUUAGCGUGGGUGCCAAAGAUGAUAUUCAAACAAGAGGA